AUGCAGGAUAAGAGGUCAAUAGCUUAUUUCAGUGAAAAACUAAGUGGAGCAGCGCUCAACUAUCCUACAUAUGACAAAGAGUUUUACUCACCUGUUCGAGUUUUAGAGACAUGGCAACAUUACAUAUGGCCGAAGGAGUUCAUGAUUCACACUGAUCAUUGGUCAUUGAAGCAUUUACGGGGUCAAGGUACAGAUUCGAGGAUGAAUCCUCUUGAAGAGGGAGGGGAUGAUGUGAGCAAGGAAUCGUGCGUGUCAAAGUCAAGGCCAGGAAAUGAUUCGUUAUUUAUCAAAGGAGGUUCGAUGAUACGAUCGAGAGCAAAGUGGAUGGAAGAGGUGAUGUGA
Molecule: messenger RNA, 342 nt
Organism: Fraxinus pennsylvanica
Lineage: Eukaryota; Viridiplantae; Streptophyta; Magnoliopsida; Lamiales; Oleaceae
Source: the annotation of a GenBank genome assembly